CAGCCGACUAGCAGAUAGCACUGGUGGCAGGAUAGUUACGUAAUUCGACGGGCAGUGUUUGAACAUUUUUAAUGCAAUAUUAUAUUGUAAGGUUGAGAAAAUUAUUUGAUAAGUGGCCGGGAAAACGAAUAUUCCGUGAGUAUCGAUUUCUGCCGAUAUUUUUCUUCUUGGGAGCGGCCUUGGAAUAUUCUAUGAUCAACUGGCAUGUGGGAGAGGUUAACUUCUACAAGACGUAUAAACGACGAAGGAUAGAGGAACUAGUGGAGGAGAGACUACAUCAGGAGGCAUAA
Molecule: messenger RNA, 290 nt
Organism: Cataglyphis hispanica
Lineage: Eukaryota; Metazoa; Arthropoda; Insecta; Hymenoptera; Formicidae
Product: small integral membrane protein 4
Exons: 1
Coding region: 72-290 (72 amino acids)
Source: RefSeq, a predicted model, not a curated record